Triticum urartu is the source of this 1071-nucleotide messenger RNA. RefSeq names its product RING-H2 finger protein ATL28. Gene Ontology annotation, biological process: protein ubiquitination. Gene Ontology annotation, molecular function: transferase activity. The record is from RefSeq and is a predicted model, not a curated record. NCBI's taxonomy places the organism in Eukaryota, Viridiplantae, Streptophyta, Magnoliopsida, Poales, Poaceae.
GGCCAAUGUUCAUGCAUGAUGAGCGUCCAUGUCGUUCCGUCCCGGCGUCGCAUUCGCCUCGCCGUAAAGCUCACGGCUCCGUCCCUACCAACAGCGACACCGACGCCCGACGCCGACGACCCACCACCCUCCGCCUCGCCUCGCCCCACUCCGCCCCGUGCCCGUACCCAUGCGCGCGCGCGUGAGCCACACCUAAAAGCCCAUCGAUCCCAUCCACCCCAUGGUCGCCGCGGCGGAUCCAUACGCUGGCCAUGGCCGCGCGCCGCCUCCUCAGCGCCCUCGACGUCCGCGCCUCGCACCUGCCGAGGCCUCCGCCGCCGCCGCCUUCACCGGCCCAGCAGGGGGCGUCCUUCCCCAUGCUGCUCCCGGUCUUCCUCCUCUUCGUCCUCCUGCUCUGCUUCCUCUCCAUCUUCCUCCUCCGCGACCUCCUCCGCUUCUUCUCCCUCUGGCUCCGCCGCCGCCGCCGCCUCCAGUCCAGCGACGCGGACGCCGCCACGGGCGAAGAAGGCGAGCCCGCGCCCGCGCCGCGCAAGCCGGCGGGCCUGGACCCCGCCGUCAUCGCCUCGUUCCCCACGGUGCGGUUCGAGGCCGACGCCGCCGGCUCCGCGGCGCCGGCGGAGUGCGCGGUCUGCCUGUCCGAGUUCGCGCCCGGCGACGCCGUCCGGCCGCUCACCGUCUGCCGCCACGCCUUCCACGCCGCGUGCAUCGACUCGUGGCUCGGCGCGCACACCACGUGUCCGGUCUGCCGCACCGACCUCGACGCGCCGCCCAACGAGGAGAUCGCCUUCGCCGAAGAACACGGACACAGUGGCCUCACUGCAGCGGCGGUCCACGAGGCCACUGGACACCGGACAACGUCAUCACCUCCGGCAACUGACCACCGGUAACCAACGGUCGCCGGCCACGCAACACUGAGUGGCGAUCCGGUGUGUCGCGUUCUCCAAAUUUUGUUGAAUCCUUUUUAGUACUAGUAGUUGGUAGGAAUUGGUAGCUUAGGUACGUUCAUGCAUGGGACGUGUGUAUAUACCGAAAUAUUUCCAAAUAAAUGUAAGCGUGGAUAUUUUUCACUUA